This is a messenger RNA of Solanum pennellii, 1187 nucleotides long. RefSeq lists its product as uncharacterized. Gene Ontology annotation, biological process: mitotic sister chromatid cohesion. The coding region runs from base 155 to 1000 and encodes 281 amino acids. Gene Ontology annotation, cellular component: NatA complex; cytoplasm. The transcript is spliced from 4 exons. The record is from RefSeq and is a predicted model, not a curated record. Gene Ontology annotation, molecular function: N-acetyltransferase activity. NCBI's taxonomy places the organism in Eukaryota, Viridiplantae, Streptophyta, Magnoliopsida, Solanales, Solanaceae.
CUGACUCAAAAAUAAAAUAAAAUUCGAAUUAUGUAAAACGAGACAAAAGAGAAUGAGAAGAGUAUAAUCAACCACAAAAAAAAAAGAAGGUUUUUCUUUCUGUUUCUCUUUUGACAGUGAUGAGAAAUCAGUGAGCGGAAGGUGAAAAAACAAAAUGGCACAAUGUCAAUGGCAACCGCAUUUUCAAACAAGAUUGAAGGAAGAUGUCUCUUGGAAACGCAGAGGUAUUUCAAUUAACAAAAACAAAGACAAAGGCAAAGGUAUUCGUAAUUGGAGAAAAAGAUUGCAGAUGCCACAAUGUUGCAGCAGUUCAUUUCCAGUUUCAUCAACAACCUCGAGGGAAUUAGAAGUAGGGCUGAUCAAUUCUGAGGGAAAACAAAGAGGUGAAUGUGAAGCGGGAUGUUUUGUGAAUGAAAAUGGAUGGAAAGUGAGAAGAAUGAUUGAGACUGAACAAGAAAUGAGGAAUGUUGCUGCUGUUCAAGCUCAAGCCUUUUAUGAACCUCUUCUUAUCUUCAAUGAUUUAUUCUUUCAAUUCUUUCAGGCUGAAGUACUUUCAGGAUUACUUUACAGACUGAAGAAUUCUCCACCAGACAGGUAUGUAUGUUUAGUUGCGAAGGCCUCAAGUGACACUCCUGAGGUAGAACAAGAUCUUGUAGGAGUCGUUGAUGCCACGGUGUAUAGAGAUACUGAUGUUCUUCAGUUUCUUCCGGGAGCAACAGAAUAUAUCUAUAUUUCUGGGAUCGCUGUAUUGAACAACUUCAGGAGGCGGAAAGUUGCAACUGCUUUGCUUAAGGCCUGUGAUGUUCUUGCAAGAUUUUGGAGAUUUGAAUAUUUAGUCCUAAGGGCUUAUGAGGAUGAUUUUGGUGCUCGACAAUUGUAUACAAAUGCAGGUUAUACAGUAGUUUCAGGUGAUGCUCCAUGGAAGACAACUUGGAUUGGUCGAAGAAGACGAGUUCUUAUGGUUAAACAGGUCUCACCUGAAUCUACUUACAUCUAUUGAAACAGAAAUUUCGAUUCAAGUCUUUUUAACAGUUCCUUAUCGAGUUAGUCAUUCCAAAAUACCCGAGGAAAAUUAUAUAAGGUGUGCAAAACUGAAGCAUUUGAUCUUCAGGAAAGAGUAUUCCAUGAAUCUUGUAAAUACAUAGCUGCUCUGCUGUUCUAUCAUUAUAUGAAAUUCCUUAACAAGA